AUGAUGAACUUAUGGCCAGAGGAUAAUAUUGCAAAUAAUUGGCGUUCAUGGCCUUUUAUACGUUAUUAUAUAUUCAUGAUGUCAUUAUGGCUUAGUGGUUUACCAAUUACGUUUGACAUGAUCUAUCAAUUAACUGGCAAUAUGGAAGAAUUGAUUGGUAUAACGGAAAAUUUGGUUGCAUUAGCUGCUGCUGCUGGAAUGUAUUAUAUGUCUGGAUGUAAACGUGAUUUUGUAAACGAUACAGAAGAACGUGUCGUAUUAUAUGGUAAAAUAUUUUUAAUAUAUGGUAUUGUUGGUAAUUUAUGUUAUGCAAGUAUACCAUUAUACCAAAAAAACGAUUGUGAAUUUUUGAAAGCAAAAUUACAUUCAACAAAUAUGAUAUGUGGUUUAAUAACACGUACACGUUUACCAUUCGAUAUCGAACAAUAUCAUUUAACGAACGUAAUGUUUUGUUUACAAUUAUACACGUGUAUGGUUAUUACAAUGGUUGUACUAUCGAUAACAAUAUUCUUAUGUGCAAUAUUAAUACAUUUGGUAGCAGAGAUAACGAAUUUAAAAGAAAUGAUUUUAAAUGUAUGCGAAGAGAAUAUUAGUGAUAUGGAGAUGAGAAAACGUUUGAAUUUUUGUAUUGAUUAUCAUACUACAAUUAUUGAAUUUGCCUUUUUAAUGAGAGACGCAUUUAGUAGUAUGAUGUUAGUUCAUAUGACAUUAACAUCUUUUGCGUUGAGUGUACUGGGAUUUGAAAUAUUAAUGGUAAAAACUAUUGCCGAUUCUAUAAGAUUUGCAAUGCAUUUAGGUGGUUGGAUUUUUAUUAUUGCUAUGACAUGUUAUUUUGGACAAAAAUUACAUGAUGAGAGUAUUGAUGUUGCCGAUAAAAUGUAUUCAACUGCUUGGUAUUCAUGCAGUCCAAAAUUACGUAAAGAUAUACUUUUUUUAAUGAUGCGAGCACAACGACCUUUGACAUUGAAUGCAGCGUUCAUCGGUCAUAUGUCAUUAGAAGCAUUACUCGGUGUUCUAAGUUCAGCAUACUCAUAUUUUACACUUUUGCUUAAUAUGAAAUCAUAA
Molecule: messenger RNA, 1065 nt
Organism: Chrysoperla carnea
Lineage: Eukaryota; Metazoa; Arthropoda; Insecta; Neuroptera; Chrysopidae
Product: odorant receptor 49b-like
Exons: 6
Coding region: 1-1065 (354 amino acids)
Biological process (GO): detection of chemical stimulus involved in sensory perception of smell; sensory perception of smell
Cellular component (GO): plasma membrane
Molecular function (GO): olfactory receptor activity; odorant binding
Source: RefSeq, a predicted model, not a curated record